CAGGAAUCUUGAGGUCACGUGACUAAGAAGGUCCACACAGCAGUGGUCCACUCCUUGUAAAAAAGAAGAAAAAAACAAAACAAAAAAGCCCCCACUUCCAAUCCACUCUCACCUCUUCUUCAGCUCCUACCAUCUGGCUCAUCUCCUUUUGUUUGAGCAAAACAGAAUAACAUUAUCUCACAGGUUCUCUUUUACAGCACGAGGAGAUAACAACUGGAGGAACUGGAGGUGUCCCGUAAACCAGGUUGGCGUCAGGAUGUUGUAAUCCUGAAAGCGACUAUAACAGAUGAUAGACGAUGAUCUCACCUGAGUGUUACAUUUAGCCCACCUGCUCUGCAUUCGUGAGGCCCUCGACAGCUGCGUGCGAACCAACAAUGUUCAGAUCAUCUGAGGCAAGCAGACGACGUGCUAAUGGCCAGGCACUGGGCCGCGUCAGAGGGGUGGAGGUAGCUCGAGGAAGGACAGGUUACGGUUUCACUCUCUCUGGCCACUCACCCUGUGUGCUAAGCUGCGUCUUGAAAGGCAGUCCGGCCGACUAUGUAGGCCUGCGCGCGGGAGACCAGAUCCUUGCUGUGAAUGACAUCAAUGUGGCGAAGGCAUCCCACGAGGACGUGGUCAAGCUGAUCGGACGCUGCUCGGGUGUGCUACACCUGCUCAUCUCCGAGAGCGGGCAGCUGGAUUCGUGCUCCAGCGACGAGGAGCUCGGAUUCCAUGAGCACAAAAGUCACUGGCUCCGACCGAAGAUGGACUCCAAGACUUUGGGAAUAAACCGUGCUGAGCGCGUGGUGGCCGAGAUGCAGUCUGGAGGGAUCUUCAACAUGAUCUUCGAGAACUCCUCCAGCCACUCCUCCAGCAGCUCGGAGAAAGCUGCUGCGAAACGGAGACCUAACUCUGAGCUGGACUUCCUGUGUGGAGACUCUGAGGCCCAGAGGAGCGACGUGAACCUCCUCUCAGAACAGGAACUGGCCAGAGUGCUGCGUGACGACUCCGUAUUCGUGGAUGUGUUUGAACCUGAGCGGCAGGAAGCUGACUCGGCAGGCAUCCUCAAUGUCGGUAUGAUUGUGGGCUACUUGGGUUCCAUUGAGCUGGCGUCGAGUGGUGCCAAUCUAGAGAGUGACAGUUUGCAGGCAAUACGUGGCUGCAUGCGCCGCCUGCGAGCUGAGCACAAGGUGCACUCUCUGGUGCUGCUCGAGGUGCUUCAUGACCGUGUACUCCUACGCAAUGAACGCCGAGCCAUCCUGGCUGCCUACCCGGCCGAGAAGCUGGCGUUUAGCGCCGUGUGCCCAGACGACCGCCGCUUCUUUGGCCUGGUAACUAUGCAGGCUGCUGAGGAUCACGGCAUGAGUGCAAUUGCAGAUGAAGACCAGGGUUCGAGAACCUCCUGCCAUGUCUUCCUCGUUGAUCCUGAGCUCUGUCACCACAAGGUACAUCAAGGGAUCUCUCGGCGCUUUGGUUUUAACUGCACUCCAGAUCCGGACACCGGGGGCUGUUUGGAAUUCCCCUCAACAUCUCAGCCGCUGCUGCAGUUUGUAUCAGUGCUCUACCGUGACAUGGGCGAGUCCAUCGAAGGCGUGCGUGCACGAGCGUUCCUCGAUGGUGACCUGGACGCUCAGCAGAACAACAGCACCAGCAGCAACAGCGACAGCGGAAUCGGCAACUUCCUGCCCGAAGAAAAAAACAACCGCGUCCUCUUGGUUGACCUCGGUGCCAAUCCUGCCCGCCACAUGCCCACUGGAUUAUGGGAAAGUGCACAGGGCUGUAGGAACCCCAGCGCCCAGGCUGGUCUCCCCUCUCCUCCUCCUCCUCCUCCUCCUCCUCCCUCUAUAACUCAUCGUAAUGGCUACAGGCACGAGUUCUCCGAGCCACACCCACACUCCCACACAGACCCGCCUCCUCUGUCCAGCAGACACUUGAGCUCCUCCUCCCGGCUGGACGUAUCCGGACUUCCAACCCGCCACCAUUUCCCCGCCCACUCUAAGAAGGGCGCAGGGGGCCAGCGCUGGCUCCCUGUCCAUGUCAUGAGAGAGUGGCAUCAGGGCCGCAGCAGCGAUCAGGAGUCCUACAGCGAGUCCACAGAUGGCUGGUCCAGCGCUAACUGCAGCACGCUGCCGCCUCCCAUGAGUAAGAUCCCGGCUGAUCGGUACCGUGCGGCGCGAGACAUCGCCUCCCAGCCCUAUCGGCUCCAUGCCCACAAGGACGAGUGGGCCAACAAGCUGUUUGGGACGGAGAAACACUUUUGCGAGCAACAGCAGCUUCCACAGCAGCACAAUGGCAAGAGGGCAAAAGACUCUGAGAAAAAGGGUGGAAGGUUCCGGGGCGUCACUAUGGGAUUUCCCCAACGCUCGUCUGGGAGGAGAUCGUUCGGCCGCUCCAAACGCCUCAGCGUGUCUCACUCACUGGACGACCUUGAGUCGGCUGCUGUCUCUGAUGGCGAGCUGAACAGCGCAGAUCUGAAGGGCUGCGGCAGUGACAACAGCCUGAACAGCAAUGCCAGUCUACCCAGCGUGCAGUGCCACAGACGGCACCCGGAGCGGCGCGUCGCAGCGUGGGCCGUCUGUUUCGAGCGUCUGCUGCAGGACCCCGUCGGCAUCCGUUACUUCUCAGAGUUUCUGAAGAAGGAGUUCAGUGAAGAGAAUAUCCUGUUCUGGCAAGCAUGUGAAUUUUUCAGCCAUGUUCCAGAAACGGACAAGAAGCAGUUAUCCCAGAAAGCGAGAGAGAUCUACAACAGCUUCCUGUCCAGUAAGGCCACCACGCCGGUCAAUAUAGACAGUCAGGCGCAGCUGGCCGACGACAUCCUCAACGCUCCGCGGCCCGACAUGUUCAAGGAACAACAGCUACAAAUCUUUAACCUGAUGAAGUUUGACAGUUACACACGCUUCCUGAAGUCCUUCCUGUAUCAGGAGUGUAUGUUGGCUGAGGUGGAGGGCCGUCCUCUACCAGACCCUCACCACAUCCCCAGCAGUCCCACGUCCAAACAUAGCACCAGCUCAGAACGUUCCAACCUCUCUACACCCAAGAAGGAGGAGAAGAAGAGCAAAUCAGUGAAGGCGCUCAACGAGGAGUGUAAAGAUGAACACAGUGAUAAAAAGAAAGGAAGUUUAUUUCCCUGGCCCAGGAACCGAAGCUUUGGGAAAGGACACAAAAAGAAAGACCUCGGAGAGUACACCUUUUCAGGGAAUGACGGGCGCAGAGAGUCACAGGGUUCUUUAUCCUCUGGUGCGAGUCUGGAGCUCGGCAAUUCAGCUUCAGGAAAGAACGAGGGAGAGGUGUCGCGUAACUCCAUGUCAUUAUCGGAGCGUGCUGUGCGUUACUGUAACAUUAACCUGCCGGACGGGUCGUGUUGCUCAGUACCCAUAAGGCCCGGCGUGUCCAUCCGUGAGGUUCUGCUGGGCCUGUGUGAGAAACUCUGCAUCAACCUGGCAGCUGUAGACCUUUUCCUGGUGGGAGGAGAGAAGCCUUUAGUAUUAGACCAGGACUGCAUGACGCUGUGUUCCCGAGACCUGCGACUAGAAAAACGCACAUUAUUCAGGCUGGAUCUGGUGCCCAUAAACCGCUCUGUAGGGCUGAAAGCUAAACCCACCAAGCCUGUGACUGAGGUGCUGAGGCCAGUCGUGGCAAAAUACGGCCUGCACUUAGGAGACCUGGUAGCCAGGAUUAGUGGGGAGAAGGAGCCGCUGGAUCUGGGCUUGCCCAUUUCCAACCUGGACGGGCUCAGAGUGGUGCUGGAGGUGGAUGAACAUGGUGGCGCUGCAAAAGACAAACAGAAACUGACCUUGACAAAAAGCCACGGCCCGCCACUGUCCACACGAAGCCAGUCUGCUACAGCGGAGGACAGAUCAUCAGGAAAGGCUACGACUGUCAAAACCAGGGCCCAGGUGGAAAAGCGAAAACAGAAAAAGCUUAAUAUAGAUGAAGCUGAAGAAUUCUUCGAGCUCAUAUCCAAAGCACAGAGCAACCGAGCUGACGACCAGCGGGGUCUGCUGAACAAAUCCGACCUCGUCUUGCCUGACUUCCUGCGCCUUGACCCUGACAUGAGUCCCGGAGACGUCCCCAUCAGCUCCACCCCCGAUCCCCGCAAAUCCCGUCCACGCUCUAAAGAGAACGGCUCUGCCCUUAGCGCCAGCCACCAGACACAGAGCUUGGAUUCAGGUGUAGAAGGACCAGGUGGCAGGAGAGCCUUCAUGCCACUACAUAGGAACCCCGCUCCCCGUAAACAGGCGGCGUUUGGCCCUACUCUCUCACCCAUCUCACACAGUCAUGGCGAGUGGAAGCGAGAGCGCGGGGCUCAGGCACUGGAGGAAGAGGAGCAUGGUACGGACCUGACACUAGUGGGUGAAGGCGAUAUCGCCAUUCCUAACAGUCUGCUCCUCCCUCCAUCCCCUUUACCCUUCCCUCGCUCCCCAGAUCGGCCCCGCCUCCUCAGAGAGGACGCUUACCAGGACAGCUGGGCUCAGCCAGGUACCUCUCCUGUGUGACCUGUGCUUUCCCUCAUGCUCACUCCUCUCAUGUUCUUCCUGAAGAUCUGCGUGUGUGUUUUAUCGAGUGCUGUGGACUUGCUGUUGUUCUUCUCUUUGCCAAACCUCGUCAAAGCCGCGACUCUCCCUUGUACAUACGUCACCCUCUAAGAGCACUUUACUGAACUAUUGGAAUAGAGACAUAGAGGUAUAUACAAAUGCUAACUAACAAGCUUUUACUGUCUUUGUUAGAAAGGUUUUGUAUGUCCAGUCACAUUUCAUGAUUCAACGUGAGAGUUGUUUGUCGUCAAGCUUCACUAUUAUAGGAAGCUCAGUAGAGCUGAUUCUAGUGUGUGUGAUUGUCAGUGAGUGAUUAACUACAGCCAUCAUGCUCUGUCUGGGAGUGCACACGCCCUCAAAAAACCACAGGAAUUAAAAGCAACAACCGUUGCACCACCUCCUGGCAUUAACCAUUAUGAGUUUACAGUCAUGAGACCUAAGACCAUAUUGGUGCUCUGAUAUCUGAUGCAAAAUUCCUACAACAGCAACACACAAGAGUGAUUUCACAUGAAUGAAGUUAGACGCUAGUGCUGGCUCUGACCCUAACAUUAACCUCUCAAAAUCUCAGCUUAGAAACUUUAGUUCUUAAUAUCUUAGAACAUAUUCAUCAAUAAUUACAGUGAAACUAAUAGGACAUGUACAGUACUGUGCAAAAGUUUUAGGCACAUGCAAAGAAAUGCUGAAGAGCAAAGAUUCCUUCAUAAUAAUGAAAUUAAAUGUUUCUACAUUUAAAAAAAAUACAGUAAAGAAUAAAUGAAACAAAGUCAAGAUUUGGUGUGAUAUAAAAAUAAAAAUAGUUGUCUCCGGUACGAUUAGUGCAGUUUAUAAGGAAAUGAGCUGUAAGUUUUAUUGAGCGUCUUGCAGAACCAGUCACGGUUCUUCUCUAGACUUUGACUGUCGCACAUGCUUCUUAUUUUGGCAGCAAAACCCAGCAGCCUUCAUUAUGUUUUUUUUUUUUAUCUGAAAAGUGUCUCCUACGUAAUAUGCUGCUUUCUUUACUUACAUACAAACAUUAUUCUGUAACAUUUACAAAAAUAAUAAUGUUUUUGUACUGGAAAACUAAUAUUUGGGAAUGAAAAAUGUUUUUGUACUGACUCGAUAAUGUAGAAGUCAUUUGUACUAAAAACAGUAGGGUGGCUAAAACUUUUGCACAGUACUGUAUGUAGUUAUGAGAUCAUGGAAUGUAAGAUUGGACCCAAGAACAAAUCUUGGGAGUGUAAAGGAUUAACCAUUGGGAAGGUUAUAUAAGCUGGACUGGAAAAUUCAUACGAGUUGACACCUAUGAUACCAUGCUGCCAUCCUGCCUAAUCUCAUGACAAGCCUUAACAGGUGCAGAACGAGACCAGUGACAAAGGCUGUCCUCAUGAGUUAUUGCAAAUGUAAAUUCCUGGCUUAAAGCCUGUUUUAGAGUUAUAAUAACAUGCGGAAGCCUCAGAAACAAGUCACCAGGUAAAAAUUUCUGACUUGCUGAAUUUGACCGUUUCACCUUAACAGAGGACAGGACUGUUUUAGAGUUUAAUGCUUGGUUAUUCUUUACUUUUCUAAAUGCAGUCUAGUAGUACUAGCCACAUUUCAGGCAACAGAUGCUGUAUUUACAUCUUUUUUUUACACCCAGUGGUGUUACAAUGCAUUAGGGGGAAAAUUUUGAAAGAUACCAAAAUAGAUCAAUGCUGAGGUUCUUGAAAGCACUGCAGCCUACAGUUAUUAAAUGGUUGAACGUGCACCACAAAAGCAUUACCUGAACAUUAAAUAUGAGCAUCGAGGUACAGUUUAGUAGCUUUAUUCCUCCACUUUGCCUCACUGAUGAUCACAUGGCUGACUGCAAGCUCAGCCUACAGACUGCCAUUAGCCUUCAGUCCACUGUAAAACAUUCUCAGUCUCAUCGAUCAUCAAGAAACAUUCAUUUCAUGUGAAAUAUCUUGUUUGUUGCACCUUUCUUAGUGAGAUGUGACCAAAUGCAUUUCCUAGAUUGUAUCUGAACAUAUUCAUCAUAAACACACACACACACAGGCCAGACCUUACCUCUCUGUGGUGAGCAGUUCCAUGAAUUCAGUUCUGAAUGCCUACAGGGUCUCAGAUUCCCACAUUGUGCCAUCCUUUACACUCAUCCUGAAAUCUUCAAUCUGUUUCUUUUCAACAAGCAAUUCAACAAUGUUUAUGCAGUUAACAUCCACUCUAUCAUCUUGCAUAUGGUAGUAUGUAAUAUAAUCCCCACAACCUUAAUUUAUCUAAUUUGUGUGCAAAGUAUGUUUUACUAGAUGACAAAGAAAUACUAACUGUGUACGCUGUAUCCUAGAUACCGGCGUUGUUGAAUUGCCUGCUAUUUUUGCUCUAGAUGAGAUCCAAUCACGUUUCCUGUAGCAGUUUUGUUCAGCUGACGAUCCACUCCGGUCUGUGCCAUAUCUCUGCAUUUCUGUAUAUACAGUUAAAUAAAUGUUAGAGCGGACAUCUUUUGCUCUUAUUUA
Messenger RNA from Ictalurus punctatus (channel catfish), 6979 nucleotides. RefSeq names its product regulator of G protein signaling 12b (gene rgs12b). Gene Ontology annotation, molecular function: protein binding; GTPase activator activity. The transcript has 18 exons. The coding region runs from base 375 to 4475 and encodes 1366 amino acids. The record is from RefSeq and is a predicted model, not a curated record. Gene Ontology annotation, biological process: signal transduction. Lineage: Eukaryota; Metazoa; Chordata; Actinopteri; Siluriformes; Ictaluridae.